Molecule: messenger RNA, 2387 nt
Organism: Eutrema salsugineum
Lineage: Eukaryota; Viridiplantae; Streptophyta; Magnoliopsida; Brassicales; Brassicaceae
Product: probable ADP-ribosylation factor GTPase-activating protein AGD14
Exons: 14
Coding region: 195-2003 (602 amino acids)
Molecular function (GO): GTPase activator activity
Source: RefSeq, a predicted model, not a curated record
CUCACGCGCUCUGUGUAACGCAGACCAUUCUUAGCUGUACAAGGCCCCCUCUCUCUCUAGAAACAGUCAUCUCAAUCAUCUACGUGAUUCAACAAGUAGAGAUAAGAAGAAGAAGAGGAAGAAGUAGAAAACUCCUUGGAUCGUCGUUGGAUCGUCGUUGAAGAAGCAGCAUCAUCGUCAAAGCUUGAUCGAGAAUGGCUGGUCGAGUGAAAGAAGACGAGAAGAACGAGCGGAGUAUUAGGAGUCUUCUCAAACUUCCUGAUAACAAGAGGUGUAUAAACUGUAACAGCCUUGGACCACAAUAUGUUUGCACUACUUUCUGGACUUUCGUUUGUACCAACUGCAGUGGAAUACACCGUGAGUUUACUCAUCGUGUUAAAUCGAUAUCAAUGGCGAAAUUUACCUCACAAGAAGUCACUGCUCUAAAAAGAGGUGGUAAUCAGCAUGCUAAGGACAUAUAUUUUAAAGGACUGGAUCAACAGCGGCAGUCAGUGCCUGACGGAAGCAAUGUAGAGCGGUUAAGGGACUUCAUCAGGCAGGUGUAUGUAAAUAGAAGGUACACGAAUGAGAAGAACGAUGACAAACCUCCAAGAGGACCGAUGAGCGAUAGUGAGACACGAAGUUCUAGUGGGUCUCGCAGUCCACCAUACGAAGAUACGUAUGACCGUCGUUACAGCGACAGAUCAAGUCCUGGUGGGAGAAGUCCAGGGUUUGAGCCAGGCAACAAAAAAAGCCCUUCUCGUCCUGAGAUCUUGAAUGAUUGGCGUAGAGAGGAUAGAUUUGGGGGUAGAAAAAAACCAGAAGAGGAGUCCCAUUCACCUGAGCAAGUAAAAGAUAUGGGUUCAGCUAGCCCUCCUGUACUUCGACCCGUUAGGGAAAUUUUGGGUGACAGUGUUAUUCCUCUUCGGGUGAUAGAGCCUCCAAAACCCCAAGUUAACCGAAAUAACGAUGCUUCAGCACUUGCAAAGCCAGCCGCAUCAUUGAGUAGUUUAACCUCCACAAAUGAGAAUCCACCAGAAGUUAAGCUGGAGACUGCUAUAAGCCUAAUUGAUUUUGAUGAUCCCGAACCUUCAGCUCCAUCUGUUGCAAUACAAGCACCGAUAUCGAUCACACCUCAUCCUGCUCCACCGCCAGCAAGUGCAACUAAUGAUAACUGGGCAUCUUUCGAUGCCGCGCCCAGUGUCCCUAGUAUAAAUGUAUCUCAGUCACCACCCAGUGGUGGAAACACAGUGGAUUCACUUCUCUCUCAGUUGACAGCUCCUUCUUCCGUGCCAGUUCAGACAUCUACACUAUCUGGCGGACCUGUUCAUCUUGGUCAUUCCACGUCACAAAUCUUUGCACCACCUCCAAAUGGACAUUUAAGUGAACAGCCAUGGAACACGGGACUAGCAUCUAAUGUACAAAGAUCAAUGAGUGCACCGUCAUUGCAACCUCUUCAAGGAGUCCCUCCUGGUGGCCUGCAGACUAAUGAAGUUAAACCUUCCGGAAGAACAGAAUUACCUGCGGAUUUAUUCACUGUAACCUACCCAUCAUACAGUGCACCAGUGCCUGGGUGGCAAGCUGGUCCACCUCAUGCUGUGCACUAUGGCAUGCAGCAGUAUAAUAACACCAUGUCUUACCAGAAUGUUCCGCAUCCAGCCAAGUCAAUAAACCCUUUUGACUUCAGCUCUGAGCCGCCAUCACAGACACAAACAAAAACUAUGUUCCCUUCCAUGGCGUCUCUGCAAGGUGCAUUACCUCCUUCAGGCAUGAUGCCUUCUCAGGGAGUACACAAUCAUUUCAGUAUACCCUCUCAAGCCUCAAACCAUCUAUCUGCAAUGCCACCGAGGUACAUAUCUCCUCAAAUACCAGGAAGCAUGCCACCUAGCAAUGUAAGCCCUGUUGGCAACAUGGGAGCUCCAUAUGAAACUCAACAAACAUAUAACAAUAUCGGAAGCCCAUUUGCUUCUGUAGUCCCUUCGAACCCACCUUCUUUCCCUUCAGGAGGAAACCCGUUUGGGUAAAGAAGAACGAGAGCAUUAGCUCGAGAUCUGUUGUACUUGAAGAUUGAUUGAGUUCUAAGGUGUACUAUGUAAGGUUAUCAAAUUGAAUCCAAAAACACGGGUUAAAGUGCGUGAACGGUGAAGGAAGGUACGAGUCAUGAACUUGGAAAAGAAUUGGGUUUGCGAGGUUGGGUGUUUAGAUAAAAUUUUUUCAUAUAAAGGUUUUGAAAUAGGUUUCAUUAUUAUUAUUCUUUGAUAUUCUAUAUUUCAGUUUCCCUUUUGAUGUUGUUUUAUUGUAAUAAAUUUGAGGGCGGUUCGGUGGUUCCUUUAGAAAAAUCUUGAGGAUUGUAUCCGUUGUGUUACGUUGUAAGAUGUUAUCAAAGGGUUUGUUUACACAUUUUGAAC